This is a messenger RNA of Elgaria multicarinata webbii, 1923 nucleotides long. RefSeq names its product heat shock 70 kDa protein II-like. The coding region runs from base 1 to 1923 and encodes 640 amino acids. Gene Ontology annotation, molecular function: ATP-dependent protein folding chaperone; ubiquitin protein ligase binding; ATP binding. Gene Ontology annotation, cellular component: vesicle; plasma membrane; nucleus. The transcript has a single exon. The record is from RefSeq and is a predicted model, not a curated record. Lineage: Eukaryota; Metazoa; Chordata; Lepidosauria; Squamata; Anguidae.
AUGCCUAAGCGGAAUGCCCUGGCCGUAGGGAUAGACCUCGGAACAACCUACUCCUGUGUGGGCGUCUGCCAACACGACAAAGUAGAGAUCAUUGCCAAUGACCAAGGAAACCGGACGACGCCCAGCUACGUGGCUUUCACUCACACCGAACACCUGGUUGGGGACCCAGCUAAGAGCCAGGCCUCUCUCAACCCCCAGAACACAGUGUUCGAUGCCAAGCGGUUGAUUGGCAGGAUGUACAAGGACGCCGCAGUACAGGAGGACGUCAAGCACUGGCCUUUCACUGUGGUGGACCAUGAGGAGAAGCUCAAGGUCCAAGUGUCCCACAAGGGCAAGACACGGACCUUCUACCCCGAGGAGAUCUCCGCCAUGGUGUUGGCCAAGAUGAAGCAAACGGCUGAGGCCUACCUAGGCAGUUCCAUCUCCCAAGCCAUCGUCACAGUGCCAGCCUACUUCAACGAUGCCCAGCGCCAGGCCACCAUAGAUGCUGGAGCCAUUGCUGGCCUCCAGAUCCUGAAACUCAUCAAUGAGCCAACAGCUGCUGCCAUUGCCUACGGCCUCGAUGUGAGAAACCAGGAGGUGGCGGGCCGUCGAAACAUCCUCAUUUUUGAUCUGGGUGGGGGCACCUUCGAUGUUUCCAUCCUUGCUGCCGAGGACGGCAUCUUUGAAGUGAAGGCCACAGCAGGGGACACUCACUUGGGUGGGGAGGAUUUUGACAAAAGGCUGGUGGGCUACCUUGCUGAAGAGUUCAAGAAGAAGCACAAGAAGGACCUCCAUCUGGACAAGAAGGCCAUGCAGAGGCUGAAGAUCGCUGCAGAGCGGGCCAAGUGCACAUUAAGCUCGUGCACCAGCGCCAGCAUCUCCGUUGACUCCCUCUACCAAGGGAUUGAUUUCCACACGACCAUCACCCGGGCGCGUUUUGAGGACCUGUGCUCUGACCUCUUCCGAGACACCUUGAAACCCCUGGAAAGGGCGCUGAAAGAUGCCAAGAUGAGCAAAGGUGAGAUCAUGGACAUUGUUUUGGUCGGCGGUUCCACCCGCAUUCCCAAGAUUCAGAAGCUGUUAAAGAAUUUCUUCAACGGGAAAGAGCUGUGUAAAGGCAUCAACCCUGAUGAAGCGGUGGCCUACGGGGCAGCUAUCCAGGCCGCCGUCUUAACAGGCAACCGCACUCCCAAGAUGCAGAACAUGUUUCUUCUGGAUGUGACCCCUUUGUCUUUGGGGAUCAACACGCAAGGUGGAGUCAUGGCGACGAUCAUCAAACGCAACUCACCUGUUCCCACCAAGGAAACAAUGGAGUUUACCACCACUGAAGAUGAUCAAGACACCAUCUUGUUCAUGGUGUACGAAGGGGAGAGAGCAUUAACCAAACAUAACCACCUACUGGGCACGUUCACCUUAAAAGGCAUCCCUCUGGCACCCUGUGGGGUCCCCGUCAUUACAGUCACAUUUUCCAUCGAUGAAAAUAACAUCUUGACUGUCUCCGCCAAGGAUGUGGAAACGGGAAACACCAGCCACCUCACCAUCUCAGACACUCGGGGCCGUCUAGGUAAAGAGGAGAUCGAAAAGAUAGUGCAGAAGGCGGAGGAGUUCAGAGUGAACGACGUCUCUCAGCAGGAGAAGAUUGAAGCCAUGAAUUCCUUGGAGUCCUGCACCCUGGAGCUAAAGAGGGUUGCGGCGGAGCAAGUCCUAGAUGUGAAGGCCAAGAGGAGGAUGCUGGAAAUGUGUGAGGAUGCCACCUCCUGGCUGGAGGGCAACCCACUGGCGAAGAAGGAAGACUGUGAGCAGCGGCAGAAAGACCUCGAGGAAGUGUGGGAUUUGAUAUGCACCUCCCUCACCCAAAGCGAAAGGGAAGAAGGGACAUCUGGAGAAGUUCAGAACGUGGCGGUAGUUGACAAGAGUGAACCUCCUGAGGAAAUGGAAUAA